CCGUGUUCAAAACCAUUGGGCUCUUAGCCAUUAAUCUCCUUCUCCUGCUGUCAUUACAGACACUUCCAAAGUCAGAUACCCGCGGAGAGCCGCCAGCUGCCUUUCACACGGCGGUUCUUCCGAGCCGCGGGGGCUCCGCGCCGUACCCGGCCGGACACGGGGCUGCUCCCCGGGCCUUCCGCCGGGAAGGGAGAGCGGGAUCCCACGGCAUCUCCGCUGCCAAUCGGUAGUUGGCAUCUAAAGUUUCAUUUACAUUUAUGAAACUGCCGCUCCGAGCCAAGCGGGCGCGGUGCUGCCGGCUCCGUAGCCGCGGGCAGGGCUUGCAGCCGAGCGCACGGAGGGACGCGCUGCGCUCACGCGUGGCGGUGUGAAAUAGCUGGUAUUGACAAAAACCCUGGGACGCGCGCUGUAGCAGACAAGGGAGCGACUUGGCCGGUUCCAGUUUGAGUAUGAAGUCAUGCUAGAACAACUACUAAGCUGUAAAUUGAAAGGAAGAUAAUUUUCUGCUUGUGGAGGAAAAGAAAGGUGAAUAACCUCAAUGGAAGACUCUCAGGAUCUAAGUGAACAGUCCGUGAAGAAGCCGUGUCCAGAGUCCGAUGGUUCAGAGCCGCAGAAUCCCAGGUCUAUGGAAAUGCAGGAUCUAGCCAGUCCUCAUAAUCUUGUUGGAAGCAGUGAUGCACCAGGUAGUUCCAAACUGGAUAAAUCUAAUCUCAGUAGCACAUCAGUCACAACAAAUGGAACAGGAGGAGACAACAUGACUGUGUUAAAUACUGCAGACUGGUUGCUGAGUUGCAGUACUCCCUCCUCUGCAACAAUGUCUCUUCUUGCAGUCAAAACAGAACCCAUGAACAACAGUGAAACAGCAACAACAACUGGAGAUGCAUCGCUUGACACUUUCACUGGGUCAGUAAUAACAAGUAGUGGCUACAGUCCCAGAUCAGCGCACCAGUACUCUCCACAGAUAUAUCCCUCCAAGCCCUAUCCGCACAUUCUUUCUACACCAGCAGCUCAAACAAUGUCUGCCUAUGCCGGACAAACGCAGUAUUCGGGAAUGCAGCAGCCAGCGGUCUAUACAGCCUACUCACAGACAGGACAGCCCUACAGCUUGCCUACUUACGAUUUGGGUGUAAUGUUGCCAGGCAUCAAGACGGAAAGUGGGCUCUCGCAGACCCAAUCUCCUCUGCAGAGCGGGUGCCUCAGUUACAGCCCAGGGUUUUCCACCCCACAGCCAGGCCAAACACCCUACUCCUACCAGAUGCCAGGUUCUAGUUUCACACCAUCGUCCACUAUUUAUUCAAACAAUUCUGUUUCAAAUUCUACAAACUUCAGUAGUUCACAACAGGAUUAUUCGUCAUACACAGCUUUUGGCCAAAAUCAGUAUGCACAGUAUUACUCAGCAUCAACAUAUGGUGCAUAUAUGACCUCAAACAACACGGCUGAUGGCACUUCAUCAUCAUCAACCUACCAAUUACAGGACUCUCUCCCUGGCUUGACCAGUCAACCAGGUACAGAUCUACAUUCAGGGGAGUUUGACACAGUGCAGAGCCCCUCCACGCCAAUCAAAGAUCUUGAUGAGAGAACAUGUAGGAGUUCUGGGUCAAAGUCUCGGGGUAGAGGGCGGAAGAAUAAUCCAUCACCCCCUCCGGACAGUGACUUGGAGCGUGUAUUUGUUUGGGAUUUGGAUGAAACAAUCAUAGUUUUUCAUUCGCUGCUUACAGGAUCCUAUGCACAGAAGUAUGGCAAGGAUCCGCCCAUGGCAGUGACCCUUGGACUACGAAUGGAAGAAAUGAUUUUUAAUCUUGCUGACACACAUUUAUUUUUUAAUGAUUUAGAGGAAUGCGAUCAGGUUCAUAUAGAUGAUGUUUCUUCAGAUGAUAAUGGACAAGACCUAAGUACCUACAGUUUUGCAACUGAUGGCUUCCAUGCAGCUGCAAGUAGUGCAAACCUUUGUCUGCCAACAGGUGUAAGAGGAGGGGUUGACUGGAUGAGGAAGCUGGCUUUCCGUUACAGAAGAGUAAAAGAGUUGUAUAAUACUUACAAGAACAACAUAGGAGGACUCCUGGGUCCCGCUAAAAGAGAUGCAUGGUUGCAAUUAAGAGCAGAGAUUGAAGCUCUGACAGACUCCUGGCUAACAAAUGCACUUAAAUCAUUAUCAAUUAUCAGCACAAGGAGUAAUUGUGUAAACGUAUUGGUAACAACAACUCAGCUUAUCCCAGCACUUGCAAAAGUUCUACUAUACAGCUUAGGAGGAGCUUUUCCUAUUGAAAAUAUAUACAGUGCAACCAAAAUAGGAAAAGAAAGUUGCUUUGAACGAAUAAUGCAAAGGUUUGGCAGAAAAGUAGUAUAUGUUGUAAUUGGGGAUGGUGUAGAAGAAGAACAGGCAGCAAAAAAAGCACAACAUGCCUUUCUGGAGGAUAUCCAGUCAUUCGGACCUCUUGGCUCUCCAUCAAGCACUGGAACUAGAGUAUUUGUAACUGUGUCCUAAAGCUGGUGAUCCUUUUAUAUAUAUAUAUAUAUAUAUAUAUAUACACACAUAUAUAUAUAUAUAUAUGUAUACGUAUUUCAAGUACACUGAAUUUUUAUGUGUGAUUCAAUGCCUCUGGCUUUACACAUAUGAAUUGUCUUAAGAAGGGAAGAAAUAUUUGGAAUUCAAAAUUCCAAACUGAAGAAUUCAGAUUGCUGAAUGGAGUUAAAACAUUAGUGCUACGUAAGAAAGCUCUAUGGUCUUAUAUAUGCAACGUUUUUAAGUGAAUUAAAACUGUGGAGGUUGCUGGUACACACCAAGUGAGCCCUGACAGGAGUGAACAAAGGACUCGAACUGGCAAAGCACCAAAACGCAUUUUCCAGCCAACAAGGUGGUGUUCAACAACAUUCCUCAAAAUGGGAUAUAUUCUCAGCACUGAGGUUUGAACCAGACUUUAGCCUACCUAACCCAAAAAAUCUGAAUUGGAAUGCACUCAGACUGUAUAAUGACAAUCCUGUCUAGACGUGUAAUUUGUGUAAAUUAUUGAUGAAAAUAAUUUACUGUGACUUUAUUAGCAGCUGAUUUUGGAAGUGGAUGCAAUUUUUCUUUCUUUUUUUUGGGGGUGGGGGCAGGGGAGGGAAAGGGUUAUAUAAUAUUGCCUCUUUUAUAAGUUUGGCAAAGAGAAUGUGCAUAUGAUGUGUUGUGCCUUAAAGAGAAGACUGUGUUUGUGUGUUAUAAUGUAAUUUUGGUUAAAAACUCUGUAGAUAAACAAAAAAAACUUUGUGAUAAUUUCUGACAUGACCAAAUUUGAAAUUCAAAGAAAUCAAAGAGCAGGGCUGCACCAAAGAAUUUAAGUAUUUGUUGCAGUAAGAAAAAUAAAUAAAGGAAAGUUUGUGUUUUUAUUUGGAUUCUGAAUAAUUCCACUGAUUUUCUGAGAAAAGUUAAGAAAAUAUUGGGAGGUUGAUACUGGGGACCGCUACCUGGAGAGGUAAAAGAAGAAAUAGUGUUUAACACCUUCAGCAUCAUUUCUUGAUUCGCCAGCAAGAGAACUAAGAGCCACAUUCAUUAAUUACUGCAUCCACUGAGAGCCAUACAAUGAGUGCAUCUGCUGCCCAUAACAGAGCAAAGUUCCACCCAGCAGACAAAGUGUUCAGGUGGCAUUACUGGAAGGUGAAAAUGUGGAGUUAAUCCCAGAUGGGGAAUAAAACACAAGUUCGUUAGGGAUGAAAAAUUACUAAAGAAGUUCUCAUCUGUCAGAUGUGGAAAUUAUGCUACAUUUAUCAUAUUCAGGAUCAACACAAGCUGCUGAAAUUGCUGGCUUGGUGACAUCGGCCAUUUCAGGAGAAUAGUCUGCUUUGGUAAAGAAAACAGCAUUGUGAUAGGUUUUCCAUUCUGUUCCACAUUUUUGUGUAUUUUGUUUUGUGUCAGCAUGAUUUUUCUCAUCCAUUUUUGAUUGCUCAACAAAAUUGCACAGGGACAACCCUAAAUGUUUUUGAAAAAGAAAUUUCAAUAGCAUGCCAGGCAUCUGAGGAGAGGAUAAGGAGGUGAUUUUCAUGAAGAAACAUUGAGAAAUAGAUCACCUUAGCUUCCAUAAUGUCUAUUAAAAGUUGCGGUCCAUACAGUAACAAUUACCUUGCAAGUUUUGAACAUUCUACCUUUCAGCUAUGGAAAAUGAGCAAAAUCCAUACUGCACACAGGGCCCUUAAUGUUCCACGUGCAGCUUGAGCACUCUGUAAUAACAGCAAGUGGCUCAUCUCUCGUGGCAGAAGGUGGAAACUACUUUUUCAAUUUUUAACACUGUAUGUGGAGACACCUGAGGCUGAAUGUGCACUGACUGUGUGAAGAGGUAUUUGCAAGAGAAGAUGUUAAAGGCAAACUCCAGGAUGUCUGCACGAGUAUAGUAGUCAGCACUGAGGUGAAAAUCUUCUCUCUGUGCUCUGAAGCCAUCGUAUGCCAGAGUUACCAGGUAGUAACUUAGUUCAUUUAAACUUUGUUGAGGUUUUAACAAAGUUACUUGGUAGGUGUAAGUAUGAAGCGGCUAUAAGUCCAAGGUGAAACUCCUCUAUAAAUUCAUAAAAAUGGAUUUCAUUGCUGUGUUGGAAUUGGAUAUACCAGUCACCACACAACAAACUAACAAUAAUUUUUUAUCACUGGACAGUUUAAAGCCAUCACAUGAGACUCGCCACAUAUGAAAUCACUGUAGGCUAGGUAGAUAUUUGCAUGAUAGAUUUGUGUGUCCAAAACAAAAAUAAUUACGCAUACCUUCUUUAUAUUUUCACUACCUGGAAAUACAUGUCAUAAAAAUCUGUAGUACAGCUUUUUUUAGUUUUUCAGGUGGGAAAAAAAAAAAAAAAGUGUUUCUACUGGAAUGGGAAAGAACUUUGAACCCCUUCUCAAGUUCCAGCAUUACAUAAAAAUCUCAAUGUAAAAGAUGUGAUGAAACAAAAAAUUUGUUUGGUUAACUAGCUUUUUUCUCUUCUUUUUUUUUUUUUUUUGACAUGUCAUAUUGUUAUUUAAAUGCAUGAAGUAAUAUUAUUUCUCAAGUUAUUUGUUCAGCUUUUCAAUGUUCUUUUCCUAAUCAAAUGAAAGAACAAAAAGUAGCCCAGCAACAGCCGUUGGUUCUUAUUAAAGGUUUGCAGUGCCUUCAUUGGCGUUGUGCUUAGCUUUCUGUGGCAGAUAUGGCUCAACUAAUAUAUGGACUUCUAGAAGGAGAUGGAGGCAAAGGAGGGAAGUUUUGCAGAGCAUGACAAGGUUCUGUGUGCCACCAUAGUGGAAGUUAAUUGUUAAAACAAGCAAUCCACACAAACAUGUAUCCAAAGAAAAUUCAAGGACGUAGCUCAAAAGGCUUUGCAGUACUAAAACUCUAAAACAAAAUUUCAGAGAAUGAAUACUCUCUUGCUAAGCAAAAAUUGAUAUAUAUCUUUAAAUAAAAUUGUGUAGUACAUGCCUGCCUUGUAAAGAGAAAUUAGUCUGAUAUAUUUUCCUGCAUGAACAAAACAGAGGAGAAAAUAACCAAGGCAGAGACAGUCACGCCAGACUGUUCCAGAUGGGCCUAAGAAGAUUAAACUGAAGGUUGGUCACUUUGACAUUGAGUGCAUUUUAAUUCAGAAGCAUAUUAAUCAGAAACUACCUUCCCUUCAGCCUCUCCUUAACAAACAAAAUUGGGCACAAGGCCCCAUUUGCAAGUAUUUUAGGCAAAUGAAAUAUAGAAUAAAAUGCCUUUUGCUGGUACUCUAGCAGUUCUCAGUACAGAACCUGAACGUUCAUUAGGCGUUUGAGUGGUCAGCUUGCAAAAUACAAAUAUUGUGUGAUUACAGUCACAGGAUAGUAUCUUAGACAUAACUCUGUGCAGUUCAGUAAAAAAGGGCAGAAAAACCUAAAAUUUUCACUUAUUUUUAGAUGCCUGUGGAGAUUGUGCACAAAGAUAUAGGUAGCAGCUAGCUGCCAGAUCUGUUCCCAUCCGAAUCCAGUGUGAGCAGCAGUGUUUGCAUCUGAAGCAGAUGCAGAGUGUAUUCCAGUGUAAGCAUUGACAAGGGAGAUGAGGCCAAAUAAAGUCCUCUAUACAAGCACUCUUCACCUUGAGGCAGAUGAAAUCUUGCAUCCUAUCACAACUGCAGAGUUUAUGGAGAAUAUAGGCUUGACCCACGACAGGAAAGACUAGGUUUUAGCAGUGAAGUUUGUAUCCAGAUCCAGGGUUUCAGUUCAAAAGUCAUCUCUGCUUUAUAGGAUUGACACCUGGCAUAUGCUGUAAAUGAAUAUGGUAUUUAGUAUCUCUGAAGAGGAGCUGAAGUGACAUUAGCCAAAAUCCCAGCAACAGAAGCAUUUUGGAGAGUUGAAGCCAAGGGUCUCUAUCAUGUAUUAGCAGAUUAUAGUUUAUUAGGGCCUACCUAAUUUAAGAAAAAUGUAAAUUAAAAUUAAAAGCUUGUAAAAUUGUGUACAUCUUUGCUAUUUCUCAAUAAAUACACUUGGAAGUGUCA
This is a messenger RNA of Onychostruthus taczanowskii (white-rumped snowfinch), 6441 nucleotides long. RefSeq names its product EYA transcriptional coactivator and phosphatase 4 (gene EYA4). Gene Ontology annotation, biological process: multicellular organism development; negative regulation of extrinsic apoptotic signaling pathway in absence of ligand; positive regulation of DNA repair. Lineage: Eukaryota; Metazoa; Chordata; Aves; Passeriformes; Passeridae. Gene Ontology annotation, cellular component: nucleus. Gene Ontology annotation, molecular function: protein tyrosine phosphatase activity. The transcript is spliced from 20 exons. Bases 539 to 2485 code for a protein of 648 amino acids. The record is from RefSeq and is a predicted model, not a curated record.